AUGAAGGGCAUUGAAGUUACAGCAUAUGUCAAGAGUCCGACGGAGCUCAAGGUGUCUGAACUGCCGGACCCUGUUCCCAAAGAUGACGAAUACUUGAUACAUGUCCGCGCAGCGGCUACCAACUUCUUUGACGUUCUCCAGAUUGCGGGCAAAUACCAAAAUCAACCACCCUUUCCAUGGGUUGCAGGUGCCGAGUUCGCAGGCGUUGUCAUAUCCACGCCAAAGGACUCCAAGAACCCCAAGUUCCCUAAGGGUGCCAGGGUAUUUGGCGCCACCCAGGGGGCGUAUGCCACGAAAUGCGCAGUCAAGGAGGCCUCGAUGCUCCUUGUGCCCGAGGGCUGGUCCUUUUCCGAGGCGGCCGGACUGUUCGUCACUGCUCCUACCAGUUACGGCGCUCUAGUCGUCAGGGCCAAGCUGAAGCAAGGCGACAAUGUCCUGGUUCACGCUGCUGCUGGCGGGGUUGGUCUGGCCGCUGUUCAAGUUGCAAAAGCUCUCGGCGCUACAGUCAUUGCCACCGCGUCCACCCCGGAAAAGCUGCAGGUAGCAAAGUCGUUUGGCGCCGAUCACGUCCUCGAUUACAAGGAUCCCGACUGGCCGGCCAAGGUGAAAGGACUGACCCCAAAGGGCCGCGGCGUCGACAUUGUCUUCGAUCCUGUUGGUCUGGUAGCCAAGUCAACGAGUUGUACCGCGUGGAACGGCCGUAUCCUGAUUGUUGGGUUCGCCGGGGGCGCCAUCGAAAAAGUUGCCAUGAACAAGGUCCUGCUCAAGAACAUUUCCCUGGUCGGCAUCCACUGGGGCGCGUACAGCAUCCACGAGAGGGAAACCAUCCCCGUCGUCUGGCAGGGCAUCAAUAAGCUUGUCAAGGAGGGCAAGUUUCGAGGCACCGAGUUCAAGGACGAGGAGUUUGUUGGACUGGACAGAGUAAAGGACGCGCUGGUCGCUUUAUCGGGUCGUGGAACUUGGGGAAAGGUGGUUGUGAAGAUCCCGCACGACGGGGCGAGUCGCCUGUAG
Ustilaginoidea virens is the source of this 1011-nucleotide messenger RNA. RefSeq lists its product as uncharacterized. The transcript has 4 exons. Bases 1 to 1011 code for a protein of 336 amino acids. Lineage: Eukaryota; Fungi; Ascomycota; Sordariomycetes; Hypocreales; Clavicipitaceae. Gene Ontology annotation, cellular component: mitochondrion. Gene Ontology annotation, molecular function: oxidoreductase activity; zinc ion binding. The record is from RefSeq and is a predicted model, not a curated record.